AUGUCUCUGCAUGAUCGCCUUUAUCACUCGUUCACUGAGAAAUCGUGGCCAACCUUCUUGAAGAUGCCCAGCAAGGGUCCAGUCGCGUUUAAGACGCGAUCCCUACAUCCUGCACGGAAGAGGAGGUGGGUACAGUGGGUUGGUUGGUUGGUCUUCGUGGUUACAGUUAUUGAGACAUACGCACGUCUUGCCGCUUGUCCCGAGAUCUCUCUUCUACAGCGGUUUAACUCUCCGAGCACGGCCUUUUCGCUUCGUCCUGGUCAAUAUCGGGAAAUCGGGGGCUUUCAAUAUAUCUCUGACAGCCAAGAUGUAAAUGAUAAUGAGGUUGAUGAGACGGGGAACCUUCACGACAUCAGAAACGAACAGUACUAUCUAGGUGGGACUUUGACUCUUACUGGUAGCUCUGGUAUCUCUGAUAUCUCUGAUUUCACUGUCCCUGGUUCUCCCCACCCUGUUCCCUUAAUCUACGAUCCAUACCCACAAUACAACACCAGGCAAUGGCGACGCAAACACCAUGGACAUUUCCAGCCUUGCUUAGGCCCGCGUGGCCGUGACCUUGAUCGAACCAAAAUGGAGGAUAUGGUCAUGGUAUACAAGGGGAAGCAAGUCGGCUUUCCGCAACCGAGCUUUGGCUCGCACGAGGCAAUGGAUCUGGACGGGGACGUAUGUACGGACCGCUACUCUCGCUUUGGUGCAUACGGGUACGAUGACGAAAAUGACGAUGAAAUUCCGGGGUUCUCUAGGCCACCUCCCGUGAAUUGGUUCGAGUUGGACUGGUACAAUCUACAAGCUCUUUGCUAUGAGAGAAAUGCAGAUCGGUAUUCGCAAGAUUUCUCCAUGAACGACACACGCCAUGGACCUCUCUCUUUCGAAUUGAGAGAGCCCCCGAAAAAGAUGUAUGAAUCAGAGAAAAGUUCCGAAAAAUUGAAAGGCAAACAACAUCAGCCUCGGUCUGCAGUCCUUAUUCGAGCGUGGAACAGUAUGGUUUGGACGGCCAACCAUCGUGAAUACCUUCGUGCGCUGAUUAUGGAGUUGUCUUUACACACCGGUGGUGAGUAUGAAGUUUUUCUAUUGGUUCAUGUCAAGGACGAUAAUCUACCGAUCUUCUCGGACCGAAAAACAAUGGAGGAUUUGCGGAGAUCCAUUCCUGUGGAGUUUCGGAACAUUGCGUUGUUCUUCAACAAUAAACUAUUGGAGGCUUGGUACCCCAAGAUUGAGGAGCAUAGUCCAAAGUUACAGCACCACCAACCAUUACAGAUAUUCUCACAGUUGUAUCCCAACUUUGAAUACUACUGGCAACUUGAGAUGGACGGUCGCCAUACGGGACAUGCUUAUCACUUCCUCGAGCAAGCGGCCACAUUCGCAAGGCAGCAGCCUCGCAAAUAUCUAUGGGAGCGAAACGCCUACUUUUAUACCCCGGGUGCUCACGGCCCCUGGAAGAACUUCACCGAACUAGUCAACGCAAGCCUCGCCGAGAAGCCAGAAACCACAAUCUGGGGUCCCGUGUACGGAACAGGAAUACGACCUCUGGGCCCUGAGCCACCAGUCGAGAACCCUUCCCUUGAUAGCUUCACUUGGGGUGUCGGCGAAGAAGCUGACCAUAUCACAUUCCUUCCUAUCUUUAACCCAAAAGACACACAAUGGACAUUCCCUGACAAGAUCUGGAACUUCAAGUAUGGUGUUGAGACGCCUCGUCGAGCCGCAGUUAUCACCAUGGGCCGCUACUCCCGACGUCUCCUGGACUUGAUCCACCAUGCACAGGCCACCCGUGGCCUGGGUCUAGCAUCUGAAAUGACGGGUACUUCCUGGGCGCUCUUCCAUGGUCUUAAGUCUGUGUAUGUCCCGCACCCGAUGUAUGCGGAUGGCCAGUGGACACCACAGGAGCUGGCCAGGAUAUACAAUCGGGGCUCACCAGAGAAUAUCAACGGGGGGUCCGAUAGUAUUUGGACUUGGAACCAUCUCUAUGAUCACAUUAUGUAUCGUCUCUCGUAUAUGUUUACCACGCAUACGGGGGAAGAUUUGUACAGGCGAUGGCUUGGAUACCGGACCGCUGAGAAUGAAGGUGGCAAAAAGUCGUCUGAAGCUCGCUAUGGUCGACCUUGCUUCCCAUCAAUGUUCUUACAUCCCGUCAAGAACACCGAUCGCAUGUUCGGGCCGGAUCGUGCAGUUCCCUGA
Molecule: messenger RNA, 2175 nt
Organism: Penicillium verhagenii
Lineage: Eukaryota; Fungi; Ascomycota; Eurotiomycetes; Eurotiales; Aspergillaceae
Product: DUF3405 domain-containing protein
Exons: 4
Coding region: 1-2175 (724 amino acids)
Source: RefSeq, a predicted model, not a curated record